AUGAAGCGGCUCUUUCAGUUGCUCUUCCUGCUGCUUCUGCUUGCCUGGUACAAGCUUUACAGUGACUUCCGUUUGGAGCCCGAACCGAAAGCAGCUCUGAGAGCGACGAGCUAUGGGCACCCUCCCUGGUUGAGAGAGUGCAGAAAGAUCUACCUGGACAUAGGGAGCAAUAUCGGCGUCCAAGUCCGGAAGUUCUUCGAGCCCGAGCGCUACCCCGGCGCAGAAGUCCUUCCCCUCUUCGAUCGGAGCUUUGGCCCUGCGGCCAGGCGUAAGGAGCCCUCGGCGCAGACAGGGCUCUGCGCCCUUGGCAUGGAACCACAUCCUGCGCUCCAGGGAAGACUGCAGGAGAUCGCCCAGGCCUAUCAGAGCCGUGGCUGGCAUGUGCACUUCUACCCUUUCGCUGCUCACACACGGGUCGGCGCCCUCCUCUUCCAGCAGCAGGACGGCGUCGGCCGCGGCACGGCCUCGCGCAUCGCCGGCUACGGCCCAAGGAGCUGGUGGCCCUUCGCCUGGGAAGAUCCGUCGCAGCAGGUGACGGUCCAGACCAUCGAUCUGGCAGACUUCAUCAGUUCGCUUAGACCGGCGUCUGUGGUGCUCAUGAAGCUGGACAUCGAGGGAGCAGAGUUUGAUGUGGUGCCCCGCUUAGCUGAGCGAGGCCUUCUCUGCAAAUCCUCCAUUCCAGAGGCCUUCAUCGAAGUGCACGAGAGCUCGAAGUUUUCCUCGAUCGCUGCAGGGGAGCGCUUCAUUGAGCAGCAGUUGGAUUUGGCACGGAACUCUGAAGGUCCCUGUGAAAAAACCGUCCUGAACGUGCUGGACGAUGAGAGCUUCGCAAAGGAUGUGGACCACGACUUUGCUGGAAGAACGAAGCCGGCUCUAAGGCUCUCUCCAGAAGAUGGGCACUCCUACAUGUUCGGAUACUUUGACAAGUGGGCCGUGGACGAAAGCAACCAGUGGGUGCUGGCUUGCCGAAUCCCCUAUGCAGACCAGGAGCCAUCCGAAUCUGCCGAGAUGCUUGUAGGCUUCGUUCCCAUGGACGGCACGCAGCACUUCACUGAGCUUGGGAAGACCACUGCCUGGAACCUACAGCAGGGAGCCAUGGCUGAAUGGCUGGGCCCUCAGACGGUGAUCUUCAACAUCCGCAACAGCAAUUUGGGCGACGGCCAAAGCCUCUUCCAGGCCCAGGUCGUCGACGCCAAAAGCGGGGAGACGUGGCUCUACCCGCGACCCGUCUACGCGCUGAACCGGCCCAGAAACCGCUUUCUGUCCUUGAGCUUCCAGCGCUUGCACUGGCUCUACCGCGGCUACGGCUACACGGUGCCGGAUGAGGUAGCGAUCGAGAAGCUGCCCUUGGAGGAUGGCCUCUGGGAAGUUGACCUCCACUCGAAGAAAGAGGAGCUCCUCGUCAGCGUCCGUGGGCUCUACGAUUUCCUCCAGCUGACCGGUCGGACUGAUCCCAUUACCGGGGAGGCCUUCGCAGAGCAUCCGGACAAUGCGAUUUCCGGGUAUUGGUAUCUGAAUCAUGCCCAUGUCUCCAGCGAGGGCACCAAGGUUGCCUUCCUCUUCCGCUCGGCGAUGACCCUUUUUUCUGACAGCUUCGACUUCACCUCCCUGAUCCUCAUGGAUCUGAGCAGCCGGGAGCUAUGGAGAGUUCCCAAAGUUCACGGCUCUCACCACUUCUUCGGGAGCUUUCUGGUCUCCUGCGAUGCCUUGGGCACCUUCGAGGUGGACUUCAAGGCUCCGGUGAGGGGUCUGCCCUGGCAGCGUGGCACGGACGGCCACUGCAAUUUGUCUCCCGACAACAACUGGAUCCUCACGGACACCUACCCGGACGCCUACCAGCUCAAGAAGGUUUUGGUGGAGGAGCGGCGCGGAGACUCUGUUUAUCUGCUGGGCUUUUACCGGGAAGGUGGCCAGGGGCCAAGCUCCACCCGUUGCGAUCUGCAUCCACACUGGGACCGCUUCGGAUGUAACGUCCUCUUCGACUCCACUCACUCCGCGGAUUCCAAGAGAGCCGUCUAUCGCUUGGACUUAGAGGCCUUCGCCUUUCCCG
Symbiodinium necroappetens is the source of this 2050-nucleotide messenger RNA. The record is from the annotation of a GenBank genome assembly. Lineage: Eukaryota; Dinophyceae; Suessiales; Symbiodiniaceae.